UCAUCUCACACCCACAAAACCCACCAUCACCGUCAUACAGUCCACCUCCCACCCUUCACCAAAUCUGCACCCACUUUCUGUAUAUUUCAGUCAUUAAUGGCGUCGAUCGUAAGCCACUUACUCAAAUCGUUUAUUGAAUCAAUUUAGAUAUCGAUUUGUUGAAAUUCCAGUUCCGACCUACAAGAUUUCCAUGCUUUGGAGACCAUCGGAAUUGAAUACUGGAUGCAUUUUCACUUGGACUUCGAAAGGGGGUUGAUUGAAGAAAAUGGUGUAGAGGUGUAAUGGGGAAUAUGUGAUGAGGAUACACGUGUGCAUCAAUAGAUGCGGCCUAAUGAAUAGCUACCAGACAUUUGCUCAUUUGCUGGUACUAUUCAUAAGCUAAGAGAAUCAAAUAGGUGGUUAAUUCAACAAAGUAAAAGAUUGUGAAAGUACAUAAUGUCGACAUUUUAUUGAGUUUGCGACCUCCUUGACUCCUUGUGUGUGGUUCACAUAUUUCCCAAUUAUCUUUCAUUUCUUCCCACUUUAAAAAGUUCUUUGCAACCAUCCGGUGAAAGCUUCUAUAGAAAACAUAUAAUUUUUUAGCAUCUGUCAAGCAUAAGCAUACCUUCAAUGGCUUCUUCAAGUUCACACGCUCACAACAAGAACUACGUGUACGAUGUGUUUCUUAGCUUCUGUGGUGAAGACACUCGCAAGACCUUCGUUGAUCAUCUCUAUGAUGCUCUUGAUCGACAUGGUAUUUGCACGUUCAAGGACGAUCAGAAACUCCAGAAAGGAAAAGAGAUAAAUGAUGAGCUCUUACAAUCUAUUCAAGACUCCAGAUGCUACAUUAUUGUUUUCUCCAAACGCUAUGCGUCUUCAUCAUGGUGCUUAAACGAGCUUUUAAAGAUCAUGGAGUGUCACAAGACGAACGGGCAGACGGCUUUCCCCGUGUUCUAUGAUGUGGAUCCCUCUGAUGUCCGAAAACAAACUGGAUCUGUUGGAGAAGCACUUAUCGUACAUAAAAACAAGAGUGAAGAGAUUGGAAAAUGGAGAGAGGCUCUUAAAGCAGCAACCAAUUUGUCUGGAUGGGAUGUGAGGAAGACUGCUAACGGGCAUGAAGCUCAAGUCAUUAAAUUAAUUGUUGAAAAGGUUUCACUCGAGUUAUGGCCCACUAAUAGUUAUGUCGAUGAGAAUUUAGUAGGCAUGGAACAAAGGAUGCAAGAUCUCGAUAGAAGGUUAGAGAUUGGUUUAAGUGAUAUUCGCAUGAUAGGCAUCAAGGGCAUGGGAGGUAUAGGGAAGACAACUCUAGCCCGGGCUAUUUUUGAUAAAAUAUCCAUUAAUUUUGAAGGUAAAAGCUUUGUAGAGAAUGUGAGGGAAAAAACCUCUAAGUUCGGUUUGGAGAAGUUGCAAGAACAAGUCCUUAGAGAUGUAUUAAAGGAUAAAUGCAUUAGUGUACAAAAUGUUCAUGAGGGAAAAAAUUUAAUGAGAAAGAGGUUGUGUGGUACAAAAGUUCUUGUUGCUCUUGAUGAUGUGGAUCAUGAAGGGCAACUUGAGGAAUUAGCCGGUGAUCCUAAUUGGUUCAAGCCGGGAAGUAGAAUUAUAAUUACAACUAGAGAUGAGCAUGUGCUCAAUAUAUACACAGAGAAGUGGAUCUAUGAUGUCAACCUGUUAUCUACUAAGGAAGCGAUUCGCCUCUUUAGUAGGCAUGCAUUUGGGAAAAAUAUUCCAACUCAAGAGUAUGAAAGCCAAUCACACGAAGUUGUACGUUAUGCUGCUGGUCUCCCCUUAACAAUAAAAGUUUUGGGUUCAUUUCUUCGUGGUAAAAAGAAGUCUGAAUGGAGUGAUGCACUAGCCAGACUUGAAAAAAUUCCAUUGAAGAAAACUCUUGAAAUACUAAAAGUAAGCUACGAAAGCCUUGAGGAUGAUUACAAGAAUAUAUUCCUAGACGUGGCAUGCUUCCUCAAAGAUUGGGAAGAAGAUGAUGCAAUACGAAUGCUUGAAAGCUGCGGAUUUCAUCCUAGAAAUGAUUUAAGAGUUCUUGAGAAAAAAUCUCUAUUAACUUUAAAUAAAAGUUCUGGUUCAUUCAUACAAAUGCAUGACCAUUUAAUAGAACUUGGCAAGGAUAUUGUCCGCCGAGAGCAUCCGGAUGAGCCCAACAAACAUAGCCGGUUAUGGAUUCAAGAGGAAAUCGAACAUGUCUUGGCUGGUAACUCGGAUAACGAAGCAGCAAAAUGUAUAGACCUAAAUAUCACUCGUGGUAUUUAUUUGAAAGGUUUUGGAAAUAUGAAGAAACUUAGAUGCCUUAUUGUGAACCAUGGAAAGCACAAAGUUUCUCAUGACCUUGUGAACCACUUGUGGAAACAUGACAAAGGUCGCUCGUAUUUUCCAAACUCGUUACAAUAUCUAUAUUGGUACGAGUACCCUAAUCGGUGUUUACCCAAAACAUUUGAAGCAAAUAAUCUUGUUGCACUUGAAAUGCCUUGGAGCAAUAUCAAACAACUUUGGAAAGGAGAAAAGGUUAUGAAGAAGCUCAAAUUCCUUAACUUGAGUUAUGCAAAAGAGUUAAGGAGCCUUGACCUGGGGCUGACACCCAAUCUUGAGAGGUUACAUCUUAAAUGUUGUUAUAAAUUGGUAGCACUUGACGUGCACGAUGGAUGUCUAAAAAGCCUUGUCUAUUUAAACCUAACUGAGUGCAAGGGUUUGGAGUCUAUAUCUUUUAUCAAGCAGAUGGAAUCUCUUGAGGUUCUUCAUCUAUGUCAUUUAGAUCUGAAGGAAUUCCCGGAUUAUAUAGUCACAAGGCACACCCGCAAUACUUUGCUAGAGUUGAAUCUUUCACAUAAUGAAGAUAUAAAAGAAGUACCCUCAUCAAUUGGAAAUCUUCAUCAGCUUGUCUCCCUAAAUCUCGGUUGGUGUAGUAAACUUAGGAGUGUUCCAGGAAGCAUUUGUAGGUUACAACAUUUGACAACUCUUCACCUUGGAUUCACUGCUAUAGAGGAAUUGCCAGAGGACCUUGGCCAACUGGAAUGUUUAGAAUACCUUUAUUUAAGUAGUACAAAAGUUAAACAUAUCCCUAGUAGCAUUUGUAUGUUGAAACAUCUCAAAACCCUAAUUCUUGGAGUAUGUGAUGAUCUUGAGAAGUUACCUGAGGAUGUUGGCCAAUUAGAAUCUUUGGAGAUAUUAAAUCUAACAUUUUGCCAUAAUUUAAGAAAAAUUCCCAACAGCAUUUGUAAGUUGAAAUGUCUUAGAGAGUUGGAUCUUUUUGGAUGUUGGGAGCUUAAAAAACUCCCAGACGAACUAGGGAACUUAAAAUGUUUACAAUUCUUAGAUCUAAAACAUUGCCGUAAGUUACGAGAAAUUCCCAACAGCAUUUGUAAGUUGAAAUGUCUCAAAGAGUUGAAUCUUUUUGGAUGUUGGUGGCUUGAAAAACUCCCGGACGAACUAGGAAACUUAAAAUGUUUACAAUUCUUAGAUGUUAGGGAGACCGGCAUAUCUAAGCUUCUUCCACAGAGCAUUUAUUCAGUGAAAGGUUUGGAAAUCCUUAAUUGAAAGGUUUGAAAAUUGAGAGAUAAUUUACGUUGGAAGAAGAAGUGGCAGAGGGCAAUUGAAGAGUGAAGCUCACACUGGCUUCACGUCUUCCCCAAUUGGGUGUUAAGUUUACAAUUAUUAAGUGUUUGGGGUACUGGCAUAACUCACCUUCCACAUAGCAUUUAUUCAGUGGAAGGUUUGGAAAUCCACAAUCCCAGCCCCCGCUACAGAUAUUGAUGAAACUCUUUGUGACUCAGAUCCUCUCCAUAGGACUCACUAUGCCUUCUGUGAUAUGCUCCAAGAGAUAGGGUUUAACGGCAAGCAUAAUGAAGAGCUUUGGAGUGCUCUUCUUUCUGAUUGGGAGCUUGAAAAGGCCAUGAAAUUCAUAGUUGACCAGGAAGCUUUGUUUAGAAGGUAAUUUGCGUCAUGAUGUAAACGCUAUUUUAUCACCUCUUUGACUUUUGAGGUCAAAUAUUACUCUCUAAAUCUAGAAUCCAUAUGUAGUGUACUCAGUUUUCCUUCCUAUUCUAGAUUGUCAGAUUUGAGAUUGGGGCUACUGAAAUGUUAUACAUAUGUUCGUUUU
This is a messenger RNA of Helianthus annuus (common sunflower), 4087 nucleotides long. RefSeq names its product disease resistance protein RUN1. Gene Ontology annotation, molecular function: ADP binding; protein binding. The coding region runs from base 610 to 3525 and encodes 971 amino acids. Lineage: Eukaryota; Viridiplantae; Streptophyta; Magnoliopsida; Asterales; Asteraceae. The transcript is spliced from 8 exons. Gene Ontology annotation, biological process: signal transduction; defense response. The record is from RefSeq and is a predicted model, not a curated record.